GACACUAACACAGACACUAACACUGACACUAACACUGACACUAACACAGACACUAACACAGACACUGCAACUGACAGUCUGACACUGACACUGGAACUGACAGUCUGACACUAACACAGACACUAACACAGACACUGCAACUGACAGUCUGACACUGACACUGGAACUGACAGUCUGACACUAACACAGACACUAACACAGACACUGCAACUGACAGUCUAACACUGACACUGGAACUGACAGUCUGACACUAACACAGACACUAACACAGACACUGGAACUGACAGUCUGACACUAACACAGACACUAACACUGACACUAACACUGACACUAACACAGACACUAACACAGACACUGCAACUGACAGUCUGACACUGACACUGGAACUGACAGUCUGACACUAACACAGACACUAACACAGACACUAACACUGACACUGGAACUGACAGUCUGACACUAACACAGACACUAACACAGGGAUCCCUGUGACACAAUGGCCUGGACGUCGUACCAGCUGCUCCUGGCAGGGAUGAUGUUGACCACUGGAUCCAUCAAUACCCUCUCAGCAAAGUGGGCAGAUAAUUUCAAUGCCAAAGGCUGUAACGGGUCAGAGAGUCACCAGUUCCAGCACCCGUUUCUACAGGCCGUGGGCAUGUUCCUGGGAGAACUCUCCUGUCUGGCAGUUUUGUACAUUCUCAUCUGCAGAAACAGAAGUUCCCCCGUUCCCACCAUCGAACCCUCUCAGCCCUUUAACCCUUUGCUCUUCCUCCCGCCAGCUCUGUGUGACAUGACAGGGACCAGCAUCAUGUAUGUGGCUCUGAACAUGACCAGCGCCUCCAGUUUCCAGAUGCUCCGGGGGGCCGUCAUCAUCUUCACGGGGCUCCUGUCCGUGGCUUUCCUGGGCCGCAAGCUGGAGUGGAGCCAGUGGCUGGGAAUCUUUAUCACUAUAGCCGGACUGGUAGUCGUGGGACUGGCAGAUUUACUCAGUGGCCCCGGGGCCGGCAGAAACCUCAGUGAUGUCAUUACUGGGGACCUGCUGAUUAUUAUGGCUCAGAUCAUCGUGUCCAUUCAGAUGGUCCUGGAGGAGAAGUUUGUGUAUAAACACAAUGUGCACCCGCUGAGAGCCGUCGGCACCGAAGGUCUCUUCGGCUUCGUUAUCCUGUCGUUAUUGCUCAUCCCGUUCUACUACAUCCCGGCCGGGGGUCUGAGCAACAGUGAGCGGCCGGUGCUGGAGGAUUCAUUAGAUGCCUUCUGUCAGAUUGGCAACCAGCCCCUCAUCUUCCUGGCCCUGCUGGGCAACAUCAUCAGCAUCGCCUUCUUCAACUUCGCCGGGAUCAGCGUCACCAAGGAGAUCAGCGCCACCACCCGCAUGGUCUUGGACAGUCUCAGGACCGUCGUUAUUUGGGUGGUGAGUCUGGCCCUGGGCUGGGAGACAUUUCAUGCGCUGCAGAUAUUGGGGUUCAUCGUCUUGUUACUGGGGGCCGCCCUCUACAAUGGACUUCACAAACCCCUAAUGUGCCGGAGGUGCCGGGGAGAGAGCGAGGAGACUCAGGGGCUGCUGCAAGGGGAACGUCGUGACCCCAUUAAUUCUGAUGCCUGAGGCCCUCAGAGGAAAGUCGGGGUCCCCCGUGGCACUGGGUAUAGGAAUAUAAUGUAGGGUACAGCACAGAGAACUCUGGGGGGAAUAUGCUCAUGUGGGGCUCUGGCAUCUUUAAAGAGCAACUCCCAUAUUGUCUGCGGUUAUUUAACCGGACCCCACUCAGUGACUCCCUGAACCCUGAAAUCUUUCCAGUAAAAUCUGCAUCUAGACUGGAGCAUUUCAUGUGGUUCUGCACUUGUGUUUCUGGACCAUUAAAACUCAGACUUGGGCCCCAAAGAGCCCGUACACAAAGCACUCGCUCCCUACCUGAGGGGGGUCAGACUGGUGUCUCCACAUUACACUGGACUAAGAAAUGGGGGUGAGAACAGACCCACGGGACCCCUGUAACCAACCCCUGUCCUGAAUGGGGAUUAAACAUUGGGCUCUGAGCACUUUGUGUGUCCUACCCCUGCCAUGUGCCCCCCUGUGCCCCAUCUCCCCCAUGUCCCCCAUGUGCUCCCCUCUCCCCCGUGUGCUCCAUCUCCCCCAUGUGCUCCCCUCUCCCCCGUGUGCUCCAUCUCCCCCGUGUGCUCCAUCUCCCCCCUAUGUGUCCCCUUCUCCCGCCAUAUUCUCCCCUCUCCCCCAUGUGCAGUUUGGGCUGCAUUCAGUGUAUAUGUAAGUGCAUGUGACUCAUUGAGGCCUGUGAUUGGCUGUUAGUCAUUUCCUUGUGUUUUGGGCAAGUCAUUUAAUCUCCCUUUGCCCCAGGUUCCAGACUUAGACUGUAAGCUCUAUGGGUUAGGGGAAGUAGGAAUAUAUAUUAGCCAGGGCAGGGGCAAGUGGAGACAAGGCACAUUUACCUCAAUGCCCCCAGCACUAGUGACCAGGGAAGGAGGAAAAGGGACAAAACGAAAUAUAUUAUAACAGAGAGGCCAAAUAUACUGACAUAAUAGAUUAAAUAAAUGAGUGGUGCCUUUAUGAGCCAAUCACAGGACUGGAAUUAAAGAUGUGAUUCCCACACUCUAUACAAGUGCCUGUUGUGUAACUGUCGCCCGAGGGCCCCAAGUCCUGCACAGAGAUAACAGGGGCCCCUGGUUCUCCUAUUAGGGACAAAGGGAAACGUCAUGUGAUGUGCAAUGAACUCAUUGGCUGGUGCCACUGCUGAUGUCAAAUGUCACACAAAAUAAAGUUUACUGAUA
Messenger RNA from Xenopus laevis (African clawed frog), 2775 nucleotides. It is a transcript of the gene slc35f6.S, whose product is annotated as solute carrier family 35 member F6. Gene Ontology annotation, biological process: negative regulation of mitochondrial outer membrane permeabilization involved in apoptotic signaling pathway; transmembrane transport; positive regulation of cell population proliferation. Bases 494 to 1600 code for a protein of 368 amino acids. NCBI's taxonomy places the organism in Eukaryota, Metazoa, Chordata, Amphibia, Anura, Pipidae. Gene Ontology annotation, molecular function: transmembrane transporter activity. The transcript is spliced from 6 exons. The record is from RefSeq and is a predicted model, not a curated record. Gene Ontology annotation, cellular component: membrane; endomembrane system; mitochondrion.